Messenger RNA from Penicillium griseofulvum, 915 nucleotides. Its product is annotated as Amidase. Bases 1 to 915 code for a protein of 304 amino acids. The record is from RefSeq and is a predicted model, not a curated record. The transcript is spliced from 2 exons. Lineage: Eukaryota; Fungi; Ascomycota; Eurotiomycetes; Eurotiales; Aspergillaceae.
AUGAUUGGCCGCGAGGAGCCUCUGGAGGCUGUUGACUUCCGCACUUCAUUCAAUUCACGUGGAGAGGAAUAUCAGUCCCUGGUCGGCAGCAGCAAUGGUAGUGCCGCAUGCGUCGCAGGAUAUGACUGGAUUGAUUGCGCUAUCGGCACAGAUACCAGUAGCAGUGGAAGGCGUCCCGCGAUGCGGUAUCAUUCGGACCUACGCUCGCUUCGAGACACCCGUCGUAUUUGCCAGGAAUUUCGCCAUACUCAAGGCUGUUGCUCAGACUUGGAUCCCAAACACAUCGACCCGAUACGAGAAGCUUGGAAGCAACCUCACCCCCUCGGAACCCCAGAAAAUCUCGAUGAUUACCUGAUCGACACGGUGUUAAGAGCUUACUAUAAUGCGUUCUAUCACUCGUUUGUCGCGUUUCGCGAAAAGUACGCCGAGAAACAUAGUGGAAAGCCUCCAUAUGCACUUCCUUCCCUACAAUACCGAUGGGAAACGGGUGCAGCCGUGUCCGAGGAACAGCACAAAGAUGCCGUACAGCGGAUGGGCAUCUACAGGGAUUGGUUGCUUACCAGAAUGCUUGCCGGAUCUACUAGCGAGGCUGAACCGCUGGUUGUGCUUCCCAUUGGAAAUCUCGCUCCGAAUUAUAGGGAGGAGUCAUCGCCAUCGCCCCUUGGGCAAUCCGCGCUAGAUCAGCUUUUUCUUCCGCCCAUCUUAGUUGCCCCCGAUAUCGCCAUUCCUAUUGGCGAGGUACCAUAUGAGUCAAAGAUCACCAAGGGAACUGAAUACUUACCAGUUGUAAUUGACAUUACGGGUGCUCCAACAAAAGACCAAGAGCUUCUACAAGCCAUCGAAAAGAUUAUGGACGUAUCAGGGCGUCCCACUACUGUCACGACAGGAUUGAGAGUGUUCCAGUGUCAAGUAUGA